Molecule: messenger RNA, 879 nt
Organism: Rhizophagus irregularis DAOM 181602=DAOM 197198
Lineage: Eukaryota; Fungi; Glomeromycota; Glomeromycetes; Glomerales; Glomeraceae
Source: RefSeq, a predicted model, not a curated record
UACAACCACGAAUUUGUAUAAAGCAGACAAGAUAACCGACGCCACCUUUGAACUUUACUAGACACCGAUUAAAAUUACAAGAUGACCACAAAUGAAAAUAAUGAUAACAAUAACACAGAAACUUUAGAGGAGACAACAACAGUUCAACAGCAGCCGCCUUCUCCUACUCCUUCAAACUCUUCUUCUACAAGUACUACCAAAAAAGAGAAAGAUAGCGGAAGUUCAAAUAGUAGCGUUGUAGGGGGGAAAUCAGCGAAGAAUGUACCUAGUUCUACACCGGCAAUAAAUAUUUUUUCAAAUGAUGGAAGUUUUUUGGAUAGAUUCAAAAAAAUGAAAGCUGAAGAAGAUGAAAAAAAGAAACAACUUGAAGCUUUAGAAAGAAAGAAGGCUUUUGAGGAUCGUAUUAAAAACCGUGGAAAACGUAAGAGUCAACCUACGGACGAAGAACCGGAUGCUAAACGCGUUAUUCUAGAAGACGAUGAACGUGAAGAAGCGUUAGAUCCAAAGGCCAAUGCAUAUUUAAAGGAAAUGCAAAAAUAUAAUGAAAGAUUGUGUAAAGAUGACGCAGGUCACGUUCGUCCGUUGGUGAAAUAAAAUGAUAAUGUAUUUAUGAUUCACUAUUGCUGAAAGGAAAAAUCCACGCAAUAUAAAGCCUUAUUCAAGAAGUUAAAAAGAGGUUAUUUGAUUUUUUUCUUCGAUAAUCAUCUUUUUUCAAGAUAUUUAGUUUAGUUAAUUUCAUAUAUUUAGGAUAAUUAAGAUAAAAAAUGUAAUUUGGAAAAUAUAUACGUAUAUAUGUAUAUAUACUGGAAGAUGUAUUAGCAGUUUAUUUCAAUCAGUCUUCAUUUAGUUUCUAUAUAAACAUUCUUCUUAAUACAUUUC